CCGCAGCUGGUCUGUAUGAAAGAAUGACGUCGAUUUCAAGGCUUUUUAUGAAAACAAGCCCGUCGAAAUAACGCGUACGUGAGUCAAAUUGACUAUAAACAGACUGGUGAACAUGUGGAGGGGUUACAUUCGGCCUAAACAUGGUUCCGUGUUCGCAAAAGUACCUAUUGACGUGUUUACUGCGACUUUUACUUUGAAAAGCAUACCCGGAAGUCGGCCCGGUAGCUUAGCUGCUAACUUGCCUCAGCAGCGUUCUGGGCGUGCAGUGUGCGAGCAGGCGGGCGGCUAAAGGGGGGCACACGGGGUCCGAGUGACGGUAAAGGAGUCUGCCUGAACCGGGAACCAAACCGGCACAAGCCUCGGUCGUCGCCCUGCUGGGGGUCCGCACCGGUCGCUUCUUCGCUCGGCGCCCAAAAUCACGGCGGCUGAUUGGAUCGUGCCGAGCUGCUGCAGGAGCUGGCCUGAGUCACGCACACACCAAAGAUGGAGCAGCUGUCGGACGAGGAAGUGGAGCUCCGAGAGGAUGAGGAGGAGGAAGACAGCGACAAGGAGGACCAGGACUUGGACCAGAUGUUUGGAGCCUGGCUGGGGGAGCUGGAUAAGCUCACACAGAGUCUGGACGACGGCCGCCCGGAGCGGCCCGCCCAGCAGAAGGCGCCGCUGAGACAGGAAACCAACAUGGCCAACUUCUCCUACAGGUUCUCCAUCUACAACAUCAACGAGGCGUUGAACCAGGGGGAGAACGUGGAUCUGGACGCUCUCAUGGCCGACCUGUGCUCCAUCGAGCAGGAGCUCAGCACCGUCAACCCCAAGCAGAGCAGCAAGGCGCGCCUGGCACUCGCCGACACCAAGGUGCGGCAGAAGCCUCCGGCUGGGCGCAGUAGCAAGCAGCAUCCAGCAGGGGGCAGCGGUGACGGCAGUCACGGCGGUGGCGGGGGCGGCGGCGGCGGCGGCAGCAGCGGGGCGAGCAGCAACAGCAGCAGCACCAGAGCUUCCCCCGCCGGCACCGUCAGGGUCGCGGCAGGACAACACGGCAGGCCGGCGCUGGCGUCUAAUUUCAGCCUGGAUGACAUCACAGCCCAGCUGGAGAAGGCAUCCAUGAGUAUGGACGAAGCUGCCCGUCAAAACUCCUCCCACUCAUUGAGUUCCGCCUCCGCCACGUCAUCAUCAGUGCGCCGCCCGGCGUCCGGCCAGCGACAGCAUCGGCGCACGGGGUCAGUCGGCACCGUCAGCGAACACGAGGUGCGCUCCAUCGCCCACUCUUCACGCUCCUCCAUCACCUCGGCCUCAGGAACCUCCGUCAACUCGGCUUCCUCCAUGGACUCUCUGGACAACGUUCACCACGCAAACCAAUCCGACAGCCCUCAUGCCGCUUUAGCCCCGCCCCCAGCCAACGGUGCCAGCCAAGGUCGUGAUAGCACGGAGCACUCGUAUCUGGACAGGGAAACCUCUCUGAUUCUGAGGAACAUGGCGGGCAAGCCUUCACACCUGCUGACCAAGGAGGAGCAGGCGGCCAAGAUGAAGGCCGACAACAUCCGUGUUGCUCUGGAGAAGAUCAAGGAGGCGCAGGUGAAAAAGUUGGUGAUCCGCGUACAUUUGUCGGACGAGAGCUCCAAGACCAUGAUGGUGGACGAGAGACAAACGGUCCGACAGGUUCUGGACAGUCUGCUGGAGAAGUCCCACUGUGGUUACAGUCCAGACUGGUCUCUGGUGGAAACCAUCAAUGAAGUCCAAAUGGAACGCAUCUUCGAGGAUCACGAGAACCUGGUGGAGAACCUCCUGAACUGGACCAGAGACAGUCAGAACCGCCUCAUGUUCACGGAGCGGGUAGAGAAGUACGCGCUGUUCAAGAACCCGCAGAACUAUUUGUUGGGGCGGAAGGAGACGUGCGAGAUGGCCGAGAGGAACAAAGAGGCUCUGCUGGAGGAGUGUUUCGGGGGCAGCUCCGUGUCCGUGCCUGAGAUGGAGGGCAUGCUGUGGCUGAAGGAGGACGGCAAAAAGUCCUGGAAGAAGCGCUACUUCCUGCUUCGGGCCUCUGGAAUCUACUAUGUCCCCAAAGGCAAAGCCAAGGCGUCCCGAGACCUGGUGUGUUUCCUCCAGCUGGACCACGUCAACGUGUACAGCGGACAAGACUACAAGAACAAGUACAAAGCUCCCACGGACUUCUGCAUGGUGCUCAAGCACCCUCAGAUCCAGAAGAAGUCUCAGUACAUCAAGUACCUGUGCUGCGAUGACAUCAGGACCCUGCAGCAGUGGGUGAACAGCAUUCGCAUCGCUAAAUACGGGAAGCAGCUGUACACCAACUAUCAGGACGCCAUGAGGAGGACGGAGGCCGCCUACGACUGGUCCUCGCUCUCUUCCUCCUCCAUCAAGUCGGGAUCCUCCUCCUCCAGUCUUCCAGAGUCGCAGUCCAACCACUCAGACAGCGGCGUGUCGGAGAUGACGUCAUCAGGCCACACCCGCUCGCAGAGCGCCGUCAGCUCCAUCUUCUCUGACGCGUGGAGGAGAGGAACGCAAGGAGGAGAGGUAACACAGAUGAUGAAGAUGGACACCAUCAGUAGGCCCAUCCCCCUGCAGAUCCCCAACCUGUCUUCCCAGCACCUCCCUCUCUCCCAGCCUCAGACUCCGCCCUCCCGGGGCAGCUACAGCGACGGGAUGGUUCCCCCUGAGGAGUACUCCUCGCCGCCGGUGGUGAGCAUGGCCCAUCAGGCGGCCGCCUACGUCAAGUACAGCACGCUAGCUCGCUUGCAGAACCAGAACCAGAUUCAGUCCAGAGCGCAGCCGCCUGGUGCCGCCCCACCUCCCAACUACAACACUCUGCCCGCCGCUUACAGCACGCCGCCCCCGCCUUCUCCACCUUCAGAGCCGGUUCAAGGCGCCGCCACGACCGUGCUGACGUUGGGUCUGCAGAGUCCAUCAUCUCUUCCUCCCCUGCCGCUGGAAGAUGAAUCCAUGUACCUCCCGCCGCCGCCACCCGAGAUCCUGGAAGCCAACGGGUUUCUCCCACCACCAGAGUCACUCACUCAACUGUCCAACGCCGGCCUCAAGCACUUCCUGGCACAGAAGUUCCCAAACAUGGUGUACGACUUCCCUUCGCCUGGGGAGUCCAUGCCUCUUCAAGCACCCACCCCGCUCUCCACCCCUGCGUCCCCCAAUGCACCCCCUUCAGCACCGCCCAAAACCUUCAGUGGUGGUUUUCCACCUCAGACCGCCCCUAAACCCCCAGGUCCUUCCUCCCUCCCAAUUGCACAGUCACCAGUGUCCCCCACGCCCCCCCACGGCCCUGUAAAGAAGCAGCAAAGUUUCUCCACAGGCCACUCCCCCAAUCAGCCGCCACCCACCCUCCCCAAGCAGCACAGUCUCUCCUCCAAGAGCCUCGCCCUGUCCCCCUCCUCCUCCUUCAUCUCCAUGGCUACCUCAUCUCUGGUCAAACAGAUCGUCAACCAGUUCCCGGGAAACGUUGCCGCUCCCCCCUCGCUUCCUUCCUCCAACUCCAUUGAGGGCUCAAAGUUCAACACCCCCCAGUCUCCCCCAGCAGUCAAGGCCAAACCAAAAUGGCAGCCGGGGGGCGUUGUCGCCGCGCAGUCGCCAGAAUUCCCCCCACCCCCUCCCGACAAUUCCCUCGCGGAGUUCCCCCCUCCGCCUUCCUCCAAGACAGGCUCCCCCAUCAAGAAGUCCCCUUCCACCUCCUCCAGCAAGCGGGGCCCCCCCGCCGCCCCGCAGAGAGCCUCCUCCAUGCGCUGCAACUCGGGCGAGGCAGCGGACGAGAGGCCCAAGAAGGUGGAGAGUCUGGUCAAUAAGUUUGGACAAGCUCCUCAAACGUCUACAUCCUCCAGCUCCUCGUCAGCGACCGGCUCGCCCUCCAAGGAGUUCUCUGCGUUUCCGACGCCGGCCCCCAAGCCGGGGAAGCUGAAUCUGGCCAACCUGCCUUUGGCGCUCCAGGGGCUGCAAGCGGCUCAGCACCAUCAGGCGUCCUCGGACUUCCCGUCUCCGCCGCAACACCUGGAGUCGUCCCCGGACUACUUCCCGCCCCCGCCCAGUGACUUUGAGCUCUUUCCCCCUCCGCCCCACCCGUCCGAGUUUCACCAGCCGCCCAGGGUGGCCGUGGUCAACCCCCAGCCUCAAAUGCAGCCUGCCGCGCCUUUGUCAUCUUCAUCGUGGAAGCAAACCUCCCUCAAAAAGGGGGCGGUCCCUCCGCCCACACUAAAUCGUCGCACUAGCAACACAGCCCCGUACGACGCUUCACUGCCACUGUCGCCGCCCCUUUCUCAGACCCCGCCCCCCUCCUUGUCUUCCUACUCCUCCUCUACCCCGGUGCCUCCCACGUCCCCCAAAUCCACGGGGCCGAGCACGCUGGCACUUAAGACUCAUUUCCUGGAAGACCUGAACCGCACCCUCAAGAGGAAGUCGGUUUCCCGCCACGGCUCGCUCACGUCCUCCCAACUCGUCCCUUCGUCCAAGAUGGAGCCCGUGGCCACCAUGGACGACAUGGCGCUGCUGCCGCCCCCUCCGCCGGAGCUCCUGCAUCAGCAGCAGGACGCCCGCCGCCACACGCAAACGCUGUCCCGUCACCACGCCCGCUCCCAGUCCGCCAAACUUAGCUCCAACAUUUCCGGCUAUGCAACGCUGCGGCGAGGACCGCCACCUGCGCCGCCCAAACGGGACCAAAGCACUAAACUGACCAGCGAGUGGUAGAGGAGGACAAAGUGACUUGAUUGGUUCAAUGGAACAUGAAAAGAAGGCGGGUCACUUCUGACAAAACAGGAAACAAAUUAUACACGUCAUUACUCUUCAUAUUACACGCAUAUGUUGACAUUACAUACCGAAAGUGAAAGUGAAACCAUGAAGGACGCGGGAGUGUUUCUAGAAUGAACGAGCCUUCAUUUCAAGCCUUUUCUGUGUUUUUAUAGAAGAUUAUUUAAUUGUUUCAGGUUGAAAGGAGAUUUGCUGUCCAAGUGUUAUUCAUCUUGCUUAAACUUUACAAAAUCACUAAGUUUUGUACGUUCAUCAUUUCUUGAUUGAGUGGAAGCCAAGCCGGCGGCCAUCUUGCUUGGCUCACAGUAGCAGGGGAGGAGCUAUGCAAAGUAGGGGGCGCUCCAAAGAACACCACAUCACUGUGCUCUUCGCCAAAAGUCAAUCCCAUCUAUCAAUAACUGAUCAAUCACUAUGUUACUCUAAUAAACCGAUCACAUUGUUGUGGAAUACUUUUUUUUCCUCACAUUUAAAAAAUGUUUGGGUUUUGGAUGCAAAGAAAAAAGACAAAAUGCUAAAAUUAAAAACUUCCAACUAAUAGGGAGCCAGGUGCCCUUCAUAGAGUGCACACCUUAGAUAGGGAUUUUAAUGUUGCACCAUGGACACCAUACUGCACCAGCCAUCUUGCACUAUGGACCCAUGUUGCAUC
Molecule: messenger RNA, 5401 nt
Organism: Entelurus aequoreus (snake pipefish)
Lineage: Eukaryota; Metazoa; Chordata; Actinopteri; Syngnathiformes; Syngnathidae
Product: ras-associated and pleckstrin homology domains-containing protein 1-like
Exons: 20
Coding region: 484-4695 (1403 amino acids)
Biological process (GO): signal transduction
Cellular component (GO): plasma membrane; cytosol
Source: RefSeq, a predicted model, not a curated record